CUCGUCCUUACGCAAGUAGCUACACCGAGAAGUACUUUCACACCUAUGUUAGCUUUCCACAUUACCGUUACUGGCUUGUUAUUUUCCUCAUUUGCGUCUAUCAUUAUCGUUAUCAGCUUGAUUUAAUACUCGAGAUGCAAAUCGGUGUAACUUUGGUGGUUUCGGGCUGCUUUUGCACGGACUGCUUCUAGGGUCGUAGAAGCAGCAUAAUGGCAGUAGAGCCGGAGGAUGGGACGCCAACCGAUCUUGCUAAAUUGCGAGAAGAGUACAAGCAGCUUUCUGCUCAACUACCCGCCGCUCUUCGGUCGAAGAAUUCGGAAGUCCUUAUCGAGUACAUCGCUUGCGUAUUUAGUGAUGCCGAUGGUGCUGUCGCCUCUGGGAUCACAAAGGCCGGCAGCGGAACGGUCAUUAACAACUCCAACGACUGCCCAGCAGCCGCAGCCCCAGGCGGCUCUAAGACAGAUUCCGACGCUGGUCCCUCCAAGCCCACCUCCCCCACCGCAAACCUAACGUCUCAUGAAGUCUCAGCCGGCCUGUCCCUGCUCAGCCACCUACGCGACGAAAUAACCGUGACCGAAGACACCGUGACCACCGCAAGCAGCGAACUAGGAUGGCUUGGCAUCAUGACCGAUGUCCUAUCCGGCCAACCCGACGCCGCCGCCCUAUCCCGCUGCCCCGACUGCUGCCGCCCCAUCCUCACCUGCCGCAUGCCGCUCCACCGCCAGCUCUGCAUCCCACCGCCCGCCACCUCCCGCUCCAAGCAGCAGCCCGGCCCCAGCCCCAAGCUCCCGCGUACUGGACCCACCGGAUCGCGAGGCAGCACCGGCGGCGGUACGGCUGCCGGCAGGGGAGCCGGCGGCGGGGGUGGCGUUGCCGCCGGCCGAGGCGGCGGCCGCGGUCGUGGACCCGGGCGGCCCCCUGGGUCAGGGGCUGGACGGGGCGGCGCGGGUCGCAUGAUGAAGAGCCUGGCCGCACUCAGUCGGGAGCUGCCUAGCGUGGGAGCGCCUUCCUGGAGUGCUGGUGCUGGUGCUGGUGCCGCUGGUGCAGCCUCCCCAGACGCUUCUGCUGCUGGCGGUGUUACCGCCGCUGCCGCAGCAACCACCAUGGCACGUGGACCCACGAAGCUGAGCAAGGUCAGUUUUCCAAAGUCGCGGGGGGCAGAGUCUAGUGAGGAUGAUGCGGAGAGUGAGGAGACGCCCAGCACGCCGUCUUCGGAAGUGGAGGAGGAAGAAGAGGAGCCGACGGCUGAUGAGGAGACGGAGGAGGAGGAGGGUGAGGGUGCUGCUGCGGGCGGUGGCGAUGCGGCGGGAGGCACCAGCGGCGCCACUGCCGCAGCUGUUGCUGCUGCUGCUGCGGCUGCUAGUGGCAACGGCGAUGCUGCAGAGGAGGAGGAGGAGGAGGACGUGAACGGUGGCGACGCUGGCGGCGGCGAGGGUGGUGGCUCGCAGGGGGUGAAGGGAGAGGCCGGCCUGCUGACGCGGUUCCUAAAGGGCCUGGUGGGGCCCUUUGCCUUCCCGGCUGCAGCGAGGCGAGGACGGUCGGCAGCGUCCAGCAGGCGCAAGCGUUCCAUCGCGCCCUCGGACCCCUUCAUCCGCUCCCUGGAGGAGGUGGCUGCGGGGCUGCGAACCUCCAAGCUGGCAGCCAUGCUGCCCAGCUCAGCCAAGAGGAUCAUCAAGCUCAAGACGGGAUCCGGCACGGCGCUUGUUCCUGGACCAGCAGGUGCUGCUGCUGCUGCCGGGGCAGGCAGCGGCGGCGCGGGAGCGGGAACAGGAGCGGCUGGGAGCAGCAGCGGCGGUGUUGCUGGUGCUGCGGGUACGGGAGCGGCUGGCAUGGCACCUGGUGGAGGGGAAAGGGCUGCAACCCGAGGAGGGGCUGGUGGUGGUGGCGCGGUGGGUGCGGGCGGCAGGGCGGUGCCGUCGGCUGGGGCGGAAGCGGCGGCACGGGCAGGGCUGCGGACGGGUGGUCAGCUGCAGUCGCAGCUCCUGCAGAAGCGACGGCAGCAGGAACAGCAGCAACAGCAGCAGCAACAGACCGCACAUCAACAGCGGCAGUUGCGCUCGCAGCGACUGGCAAGCAGUGGCGCGGCUGCUGCACAGGCGGAGGACGCAGCAGCAGCAGCACCAGCCGCCUCAAUGCAUGAGGGUAACGGAGAUGCAGGAGCUCGUGGUCCCAGAGGGCCAGAGGCGGCAGGGCAAGGGCAAACGCAGCCCGCAUUGGGCUCUCCCGCAGGCACUCGUCCCUUCCCUCCUGCUCAUAACGGCAGCCCCCAAAAGCACAACCAACAGCCUCAGCUCCGGACGACGGCUGCUGCUGCUGCCGUCGGAUCCUCGCCGCUAGGAGGAGGAGCAGCUCCAGGCUCCCCUGGAGCUCUGGCGGGUCGGAAACGACCCCCGGAUCAGGAACUGCAAAGACCCACGAGCCGGCUGCGGGGUCAGGUGCUCGUCCAAGCUUCUGCCGCGGGAGCGGGCGCGGAGGGGGGGCCGCAGCGGGCAACAGGUGGAGCGGGACCGGGGCCUGGGACAGGGCCGGGACCUCAUGCAACCGGAAUGCAGCCCGGUGCCGCUGGACGCAGCAGCCUCCAGCCUGCAACCGGGCAGGACGUCGGCACCACCACCAACAGCACCGCAGCUGGCGGAAGCGGAAACGGCAGCGGUUCUGGCGCUAAUGCGGCGUAUUAUGGAGGCCGCCAGGUGAAGCAGCAGCAGCCGCAGCCUGGUGCACCCACAGCGGCCUCCCUAGCAGGCGCCGCAAGCGGGGUACCACCAAGCACAGCGAAUGGCGGGACCGGGCCGGCAAGGCAGGGCUCAGCCAGCCUGCCGCCUGGCAUGAUGCCCACGCCGGGUUCCGGAGCCGCCGGUAUGGCGCCCGGACCGUCUGGCUCCGGAGCGGGCUCGCAAAUGGUUCCCACGCCUGGCUCUGUUCCCGGCAUGAUGCCGACACCCGGCUCGGGGGCAGGCAUGAUGCCCACGCCCGGUGGCGGCUCCUCGCUUGCGCCCGUGCCAGGCACUUUCAUGAUGGUGCCUACGCCGGGUGGCGGCGGCGGUGGCGGCAGCUCGCAGCUGGGGCGGGGCAUGAUGCCGACACCCGGCAUGAUGCCGACACCGGGUAUGAUGCCUACGCCCGGGUUAAUGCCGCCGCCACAAGCGCCUGUUGCUGCAACGGUGGCGACGUCUGGCGCUGCCGCGGCGCCGCCGCCGCAUCAUCAGAUGCAUGGGCAGCAUGGCAACGGUGGCCGGGCUGUGUCGUCACAGCACCAGCCAGGGCCGCCAGGCCUGCACCAACACCAGCAGCAGCAGCAGCAGCAGCAUGGCUUGCAGGGUCAGCAGCCUCACCUGGGGCACCAUGCGGCUCCGGUACAGCAGGCGACGGCAACCUCACAGCAGCAGCAGCAGCGGCCUGCUCAACAGCAACAACAGCCGGCACAGCAGCAGGUGCAUCAGCAGCAGCAUCACCCGUCAACGGGUCUACCACCUCAGGUGACCCUUCAGCUGCAGCAGCAGAUGCAGCAGCAGACACGACAGCUUCUGCAACAGCAGCGGCAACAGCAACAGCUAAUGGCGCAGCAGCAACAACAAGGACAGCAGCAACAAAUGCACCCACACCAACAUCCGCAAGCGCCACAGCAACAGCAGAAUCCGCAACAGCAACAACAACAGCAACAGCACCUACAACAGCAGCAAGCACCGGCAGCCCCGCAAGCGCACCGCAUGCAACCCGCCGUUCACACACAACCCAAUGCUGCUACCAUGCAACCGUACCAACCGCAACCCGCCAUGCAUCCACCCGGCCACCCCCACUCCCACCAGCAGCAGCAGCAGGCCCUCAUGCGACCUGGCGUCCCUGCCAUGCAUGCACAAACCAACCCGGCACCCACCACCGCACCCCCAGCCAACCAAGCACCCGGCAUGGCACCGUCCUUCCCGUACCCAAUCCAGCAACAACAACAACCUCAGCAGCAGCUGCCUCCGCAGCAGCAGCAGCACCGGCCCGGUGUGCUAGCCGCCGCCACGCCUGCCGUUCCCGCCCAUGCGGCUCCCAUGAGGCCUGCUGCUGUGGCUGCAGCGGGGGCUCCCAACGGUGUUACCGUGCCGGGGCAGCCGGGCCAGCCGCAUGCUGCAGCCGCGCCCGGAUCGAUGCCUCCCCCCGGGUCCUCGGGCCCUGCGGCCAUGGCCCCCCCGCAGCAGCAGCAGCAGCUCCUGCAGCAGCACUACCUGAUGACAGCGCAGGCCCGGUCGCAGCAGACCGCGGGCGUGGCGGGGGGUGCGGCGCCUGGGUCGGCGGCGGCGAUGCCGGCGCCUGGUGCAGGCGCUCCUCAGCCCGCCAUGCAACCGGUUGCCAAGCCCGCGGUGGCUGGUGCCAUCGCAGCAGCCGCUGCUGCUGCAGCUGCCACCGCUACCAACUCCAGCGGCUUCGUCCCAGGCACCCUUCUGACUCCAGCGCAGGUGCAGGCCACUGCACAGGCCGUGCUGCAGCAGCAACAGCACAUGCAGAUUGCGCAACAGCUCCAAAAGGCGCAGGAGCAGCUGCAACAUGCUCAGCAGCUGCACCAGCAGACGCCGCACAGCCAGCCAUCCGCGCAGCUGCAGCAGGCACAGCUGCAGCUGCAACACGCUCAACAGCUGUUCCAGGCGCAGGUGCAGGCGCAGCUGCAGCAGCGGAUCAUGGCGGCGCAGCAACAGGCCCAAGCCCAGCUGCAGCAACAACAGCAGGCCCAAGCCCAAGCUCAGGCCCAGCAAAAUCUGCAACAGCAGCAGCAACACCCUCCGCAGCAGCAGCUUGUGCCUCAGCCUAAUGCCCCCGGCUUCCCGGCUAGGAUGCCCAGUGGGGGCCAGCCCACUGCCGCCUCCAUGCAGCCACAUCAGCAGUACAGCGCUACAGUACCGCAGCAGCAGCAGCCGCAGCAGGGCCUCCACCCGCAACCGCAAGCACAAGGGCACUUGCUGCGGCAGCCCUCAAUGCAGGCCCCCGGCCCACACGCUCUGCAGCCGCAGUCGCACCAACAGGGCCCUCAGUACCCGCAGCAGCCGCAGCCACAGCCGCAGCCACAGCAUCCGCAGGCCGCCGCCGUCUUCGCCUCUGUCGCGCCUGCAGGGGCACAAUACACGGCCGCGCCGCCCCCACAGCAACAACAAUACCACCAGCAGCAGCAACAACAGCAGACGUAUCUGCGGCAGCCGCAGCAGCCGGUGUACCAGCCACACCCACAGCAGCAGCCCCAGCCCGGGCAACAGCAGCCGCUGCAGCCGGCUGGGCAGCCGCACUAUGGCAUGCAGGUGGGCCCUCAGGUUCAGUCCGCCUCUUAUGUGGGUCAGCCCGCUUAUGCUCAGCCCCCGCAGUACCUGUCCAUGCAGCCGCAGCCAGCCCUGUCCAUGCCAGGUGGGAUGAUCCCGGUGGCGAACGGCACCGCUCAUCAUCAGCAGCACUAGCACUGAGCUGAUGUGUGAAGUCGUGUCACUAACGCAUGUUGCCGUCAUGGCGUUACCGGCAUUGCCUUAAGAGUUGUGCAGAGCUGUAUUCGGACGUACGAUCGAAUUAUAUCAACUGGCGGCUUGCUUUAGGGUAGGAGUGCUCGCUAGAGGGGUUUUUGGAGUUCAGGGGAACAAGGUGUGAGGAGGCUAGCCGUCCGUUUUGCUUCGAAGGUCGACGACCGAACCAUGGGUCAUGUGUUCAAGAAAAGAUUUGGGUCUUGGCAAUUGGGUGCUUUAAGCGCUCAAUGGCCAAUACCCAAAGCGGGGCGUUGUGGGGUCUGUUAACGGGAGGCGGAUGUCUGGAGUGGCAGCUACCUCCGUCGGCUGGUAGAAGGACGGGGGAACCUAGAUCUAACCUAGCUGCCCUAACAGGAAGUGGGUAUGUGUACCGCCCCUGACUGACUCUACGACCUUGCCGGGGCUCUGCUCG
Astrephomene gubernaculifera is the source of this 5898-nucleotide messenger RNA. NCBI's taxonomy places the organism in Eukaryota, Viridiplantae, Chlorophyta, Chlorophyceae, Chlamydomonadales, Astrephomenaceae. The record is from the annotation of a GenBank genome assembly.